Molecule: messenger RNA, 1086 nt
Organism: Botrytis sinoallii
Lineage: Eukaryota; Fungi; Ascomycota; Leotiomycetes; Helotiales; Sclerotiniaceae
Exons: 5
Coding region: 1-1086 (361 amino acids)
Source: RefSeq, a predicted model, not a curated record
AUGUCUGCCAACGAAGAUUUAGUGAUUUCGGGCACCAGAACAGAUUCAAUUUCGAAAAGAAGAGAUCUCUCGCACUCUGCAUUCCGUAAUCUUGGCCUCAAUUCUGUACAAACACUUCGAUCGGGCGUGAUUGGAGAAAGAGUUACGGUGAUCACUAACGAUGGUGAUUUUGGUUUAUUUGAGUGGCUUCCAACCGAAAUAAAACUGAAAAUAUGGAAAUACGCAUUCGAAGCUCCAAGAAUUGUUUCAACUUCAUGCAAAUAUAUUAACGGCGAUUCCUAUGGCCAUUAUCAAGUUCGACUUGUUGAUAGUGGUCAAAAAAAUCCUCAGCUAUACGUCAAUCGUCUGACUCGUCAACAAGCAAUUCAAAGAUUAAAUUGUUUAUCUCAAUGCAGCAAUUUAUCUACUGUGAUGCAAUUUGGCUCCGCGAAAUCGACUUCUGGUCAUGGCCAACCGAAGGGAGCCGCCACGCCAGCCUUUUGUCUUAUGUUUUUUCCUAUGAUUGGAUUGUCCCAAAGUUUGGUCAUUACUCUAUCAUCUCGAGAUGUUCUUGUGAAUUGGGAUAAUCUUCAUCGCUUAUCUAUUCUUCUUGUCCAUUGCUUCUGUGAAUUGCGGGAACUAAUCGUCAUUAUGGAGCGUCUUGAUUUCACAAUUCCUGGUGUACGCGAUGAAAUUACCUUUAUGGAUCUCACGCCGAAAAGUUUCCCAGAAGACAACGUUGUUACCCACCAUACACAAACAAUUCUUUCCUUAGGUAAAGAACUUGUAUUAAGCGUAAUUCACGGGGAGUGGAAGCCAAAUCAUUGGUACAAUUUGGUUUGUUCUAUGACACGGUCAAUAAAGUUCUAUUUCAUGCGGAAACAGGAGACAGUGCAGAAAAUGCCGAGUCUAACUAAGACUAAUCCAGCAGAAGAUUUGUACUGCGGUCUUCAGGGUUUCAAGACGAGUAUUGGGAUGUCGACUGUGGAUCAAGGAGACGACAAAGGUCACCAGCUAGUCCAGGUAUUUCGAAAAUGGACUGUACCGUCUGUAAGAUUUCUAGCCGCUACUACAUACAAGCAACUUGAGGAAAUAGAUCGCAACUAA